AUGGCAUCUUUCAGCAACAUAGAACUCAUCCGCCAGGUAGACUCGUACCCGUACGAGCAGGACACGGCUCGCUAUGCUGAGACCGAUGGGUCCAUGUACACUCUCGUCUGGAAGGACGAGAAGGGCGAUGUGCCCUUAGGUUAUGUCCUGCCAAGAGUGGUGGAAAAGCUGGCAGAAGCACCCGCCAAUGUGAGGGGAGACGUUCAGAUUAACCCGAUCACACGCACCGUCUCUGCUUUCCAGGCACCAACUCUGGAAGGUCGCAGCAAGCUGGCAGCCGACCUCUUUGAUUUCUGGAGGAUCAAUGACGUCUUCCCUAUCCUCCGAGGCUGGCGCGACGAGCUGUGGCCUGUCUAUGGCCGUAAUCGUGAACUACUCAUCAACAUGGAACGAGCCGCCUCUGGCUUGUUCGGCGUCAUGAGGUACGGCGUCCACAUGACUGCGUUCGUGCGCUGUCCGUCUGCGAGUCAUGGUGUCAAGAUUUGGGUUCCUCGUCGCUCCCCGACCAAGUCGACAUUUCCUGGCAUGCUGGACAAUACAGUCGCUGGAGGACUGAUGACCGGCGAAGACCCUUUCGAAUGUGUCAUCCGCGAGGCAGACGAAGAGGCCAGUCUUCCGGACCCGCUCGUCCGCAGCCGUGCAAGGCAUGUCGGCGGCGUCACAUACAUCUACAUCACCAAGGCAGAAGCAGGAGAGGUGGGGCUCAUUUAUCCGGAAGUCCAGUGGAUUUACGAUCUUGAGCUACCGGAGGAUGUUGUGCCACAACCGAAGGACGGAGAGGUCGCCGAGUUUGACCUCUGCACUGUCGAACAAGUUCAGCAGAGCCUGGCACGAGGCGAAUGGAAGCCCAACUGCGCUCUCGUUAUGAUUGAUUUCUUCAUCCGCCACGGCAUCCUGACCAAACAGAACGAACCCGAAUACGACCACAUCCUGCGAAGAAUCCACCGAGUUCUGCCAUUCCCGGGACCUCACAACGAGGACCCUUCCCUAGGGGCCAUCGAUGGCUGA
Molecule: messenger RNA, 1008 nt
Organism: Colletotrichum karsti
Lineage: Eukaryota; Fungi; Ascomycota; Sordariomycetes; Glomerellales; Glomerellaceae
Product: thiamine pyrophosphokinase-related protein
Exons: 2
Coding region: 1-1008 (335 amino acids)
Molecular function (GO): 8-oxo-dGDP phosphatase activity
Source: RefSeq, a predicted model, not a curated record